AUGUCCGAGCAGGUGACCUCGACGUCGUCCUACGGGUUCGGCAACCCCAGCGGUACUGCCAUGACCAACUCCUUCCUUCAACAUUCACUUGGCGCAGACCAAGUCUCCGACAACGUCAAGUCCUUGUUUCCUUCCUCGUCCACGGCCACCGCCAGCGGCCACGAUGAGUACCGGGGCUCCCCGCCGGACCUCCUGUCGCGCACCACCAGCAGCCAGCCGCAGGAGCUGUGCCUUACCCUCCAGUCCAACCAGCAUAACAUGUUUAGCCAUGUAUCUCCCAACCAUCACGGUAUCAUGUCGGGUGCAGGCGUUCCAGGGUGGCCAGACCACGGCCAGAGAAUGCCAUCGUCAUGGCAUACCUCGGACAACAACGCGGAUGGAGAGGGCCGUGGCGCCGGCGGCAACGGCGACAGCUACAUGUUUGCAGGCAUCCCGGCGCGGCAAGGGCUGGACCAAGGCCAGCUCUUCUCGUCCAAUGGGGAAACCCUUCAGUCCAGUGCCGGCUGGGCCGCGUCUGCCCGCGCUUGGCUAGACCCUCUCGCCGGAAUCCACCAGCCGUCGGCAAUGUCUGGGCAGAUCGGAUUCAGCCAUCUGGUUGGCGGCGGCGGCGGGUUUAUGGGGUUCCUCGCGCCGGCUGCACAGCGACUCCAGCUCCAGCAGGGCGAGGAGGAUGAAGGAAGCGACGUGAUGCGAAGAGACUGA
Triticum turgidum subsp. durum (durum wheat) is the source of this 702-nucleotide messenger RNA. Lineage: Eukaryota; Viridiplantae; Streptophyta; Magnoliopsida; Poales; Poaceae. The record is from the annotation of a GenBank genome assembly.